Messenger RNA from Mercenaria mercenaria, 1425 nucleotides. Its product is annotated as iduronate 2-sulfatase-like. The record is from RefSeq and is a predicted model, not a curated record. Gene Ontology annotation, molecular function: iduronate-2-sulfatase activity. The coding region runs from base 1 to 1425 and encodes 474 amino acids. Lineage: Eukaryota; Metazoa; Mollusca; Bivalvia; Venerida; Veneridae. The transcript has a single exon.
AUGUCGCCAAAAUUCAGAGAAGAAGGUGGGAAUUUUACAACUCUACCUCAGUACUUCAUGCAGAAUGGAUAUACAUCUGUAGGAAUGGGAAAACUGUUUGGUAAUACAGACACAACAGAGACAAUAUCGUGGUCAAAGCAAUAUUUUUCAAUGUCAUUUUUUAAUGCGUCGUCGCGAAACUUUGAAACCAAGGGUGGGGGGGACAACUCUUGGUUAGCCGUGCCAGAUGAAGAGCUUGUAUCUAAGCCACUAAUAGACAGAAUAGUUGCAGACUAUGCUAUUGAAACGCUUAGAAAAGUUGCAAAGGCUAAGGAUAAUUUCUUUAUGGCUGUAGGAUUCCGUAAACCGCACCUACCCCAUGUUUUUCCAAAGUCAUUCAUGGAUAAAUACUAUCCCGAAAGUGUGAUUCGAUUGCCAAGCAACCCUCACGUGCCUGUAAAUAUGCCCGACAUAGCUUGGAACAAUUGGGUCGCGGUUCUGCAAAGGUACAAAGACUUCAGGGAAUUGAAGUUAGGGAAUGAGAUAAACACAACUAUUCCAGAUAAGAAAACUCUUGAACUUAGACGUGCCUAUUACAGCGCCGUAGCAUGGGUAGAUUCUCUUAUAGGUGAGGUGAUUUCAGAACUUCACGAUCUAGGGCUCGCAGAUAAUACAAUAAUAUCCUUCGUCAGCGACCAUGGGUACCAUCUCGGCGAAAAUGGAAUAUGGACAAAAAGGACGAAUUUUGAAAUUGCAACCCGCACACCAUUGAUGCUACAUAUUCCAGGUCUUACUGACAAUGGUUUCCAGACUGAACAACUCGUUGAGACUGUUGACCUUUUUCAAACUCUUGUUGAAGCCACGGGACUUAAAAAACUGCCGGAAUGUCCAGAAUAUUCUCGCAGCGUUGAACUAUGUACGGAAGGGAAAAGCUUAAUGCCGUUGAUAAAAAACCCAAAUACUCCACUGAAAUCAGCCGCGUUUUCUCAGAACAUUCGAGGUUCACGAACAAUGGGUUAUACAAUAAGAACAAACAGGUACCGGUACACGGAAUGGGUGCCGUUCCAGGGCAAACCGGUUUAUCAAUCGGACUGGAGCGUUGUUAUAGCUAGAGAACUAUAUGACCAUGACAUUGACCCAGAAGAAAACUUUAAUAGAGCAAAUGUUUCAAGCUAUAAAGAUGUAAUGAGUGAACUCAGUGUCAAACUGCGUCUUGGCUACAGACAUUCUACGGUAGUGACGUAUAAUAUAACGGAGAAUAUGAUAUAUUUCUAUUUCAAGAUGAGGCCUUGUGUGAUCUUCUUUAUGCUACUUGUUGCUGUAUUAAUUGUCAGAAGAAUAGGGUUAAGCAGGGUUUUUAGACAUAUUCGAGGAUUUUCGGAAAGAUACAGAGUGCAGCAAACUGAACUACUGCUUGCAAAUAAACGAGUCGAGAAAGACCGUUAG